Molecule: messenger RNA, 820 nt
Organism: Prosopis cineraria
Lineage: Eukaryota; Viridiplantae; Streptophyta; Magnoliopsida; Fabales; Fabaceae
Exons: 4
Coding region: 254-625 (123 amino acids)
Source: RefSeq, a predicted model, not a curated record
UUUCGUAGAUCGUUUCCCAAGCUAUCACGUGUCUACUCUUUUACGUCGUUGGAUAUGGUGUUUGUUUUUCCACCGCUCCCCAUUUCAUUUUGAUGUUUCCAUGGUUGGCGACAUUGGUUUGCCUUGGAUCUUACUGGCUUCCGUCCUUAGGUAACCGAAUUUCUCUACCAUCAACUCCAAUCAUCUCUAAUUUUGUCUUUCCCUUGGAGGAAUUUGACGAAUAGGUCUAAUUGCUGGCUAGAUUGGAGUGUGAAUGGGUAAUUUAAAUGUUUUGAUCCUUCAGAAGCCUGGGGGAAGUAGAAGGACUGAGGAAGAGGACCAGCUCCCAUGGCUUCUUCACGGAUACUGGUUCGUCGUUAAUAGAAUCAGGUCUGUGGAUUUCGUCUAUUUUACUUCAAUGAAAUUGUUUGUGCGUGUGGUGUUCUGUCGGUGGAGGGUUUGUCACCCUUUUGGCUGCGUUCGUUCCUUCUCACGUGCUCUCCUCUGUGCUAUUGUAUAUGGUCCGUUCUCAUCGGCGACUCCUGUGCUCAGUCGCUCUCUCUCGCUCUGUUUACGCAACAGACAAGGGAAAGAAGUCAAGGUUUUUAAUCAAGAUCUUCAUGACAUGAGGAUACUUUGUCCAUGAACAUAAUAGCAUUGAAUGAUAUAAUUUGGUUAUUCUGUUCUUUCAAUCAAUUAAUUUUUGGGUAUUUUGUCCGUAUUUACUUGCUUUCUGUUAUGCUGCAAAACAAACUUUUGGAAUAGCUGUUAAUGUUGGUUUUCAGGUCACAUCUAUUACUUUUUCGUUCUACAAUUCUUAAGGAGGUUUCAGCCAUUAAUU